Messenger RNA from Lucilia cuprina (Australian sheep blowfly), 5675 nucleotides. It is a transcript of the gene PDZ-GEF, whose product is annotated as rap guanine nucleotide exchange factor 2. NCBI's taxonomy places the organism in Eukaryota, Metazoa, Arthropoda, Insecta, Diptera, Calliphoridae. Gene Ontology annotation, molecular function: protein binding; guanyl-nucleotide exchange factor activity. The transcript is spliced from 8 exons. Bases 420 to 5021 code for a protein of 1533 amino acids. The record is from RefSeq and is a predicted model, not a curated record. Gene Ontology annotation, biological process: positive regulation of GTPase activity; Ras protein signal transduction. Gene Ontology annotation, cellular component: apical plasma membrane; plasma membrane.
AUAUAAAGAAAAUGUGAAUUAUUGUAAUAACAAUUUUGUUUAAAAAUAAUAAAUAAAAACAAAUAACGUUUUCAUUAAUAAACACAAUCUUCCAAGUUAAACAAAAAUUCUUCUACAACAAAGUCGUUUUAUCCCCAUAAAAAGGACUCUAAAUGUAAAACAAGCUAAACGUACAAAUCAAACAUAAAACUUAAUAUUAAUGAAACAAAUCACUAAUUUUACACUUAACAUAUCAUAAAAUAACUUUAAACAAGAAUCAACAUAAAUCAAAUAAAAAAAAAUUAAAUUAAAUGUAUUUUAAAUACAAUUAAUCUUAAAUAAAAAUCAAAUAUAUCUUUACUUUUUAACAAAUUUUACAAAGAAACAAAAUAUCAAAUCAAACACAACAUAUUUAAAUAGUUUUGGCCUCUAUACAACUAAUGGAUCCAUAUCAUCAUAUACGACAACAUUAUCAACCACCCUCUAGACCAGAAUUGCAUCAAAAAUGCAAUCGUGGUUCUCAUUCAAGUGAUACAAGUUCAGCAUACAGUGGUAGUGAUACAAUGGCAUCCGUUUACGGUUCAUCACUGGAUGGUGAAGAGAUUGAUUUCUCUGGUUUGGUGGAAUCAACAGUCGAUUCAGAUGAAGAAGAUUUGGCAGAGUCUAUGGACAGUCUCAAUGUCCGCGAUGCAGUACGUGAUUGUUUAGAGAAAGAUCCCUCCGAACGUACCGAAGAAGAUGUUGAAAUUCUUUUGGAAUUUACACAAGGUCUUAAGGCCUUUACAAAUAUCACACUGGCCGUACGGCGAGCUCUUUGCUCCGUUAUGGUAUUUGCCGUUGUCGAUAAGGCCGGCACUGUCGUUAUGUCCGAUGGUGAAGAGCUUGAUUCUUGGUCGGUACUAAUCAAUGGUGUCGUCGAAAUCGAACAUGCCAAUGGUGAACGUGAAGAGUUACAAGUGGGUGAUUCAUUUGGUAUUCUACCCACAAUGGAUAAAUUGUAUCAUAAGGGUGUUAUGCGUACGAAAUGUGAUGAUUGCCAAUUUGUGUGUAUAACACAAACGGAUUAUUAUCGUAUCCAACAUCAGGGUGAGGAGAAUAUUAGACGUCAUGAAGAUGAGGAGGGACGAGUGGUUAUGGUUACUGAGUUAAGACAAAUAGGUACAAAUGAUGCUCCCGGAACGGCGGCAAAUAAUUCAGCUACUGCUGGCACUAAUGCCAAACGGGGUCAUGUUGUAAUUAGAGGUUCACCGGAACGUUUGUUGCAGCAACUAGUAGAGGAAAAUUCCAUGACAGAUCCUUUUUAUGUAGAAGAUUUCCUAUUGACUCAUAGAAUUUUUAUAAAAAAUUCCCAAGAGGUUACAGACAAACUGUUAUCAUGGUUUGAGGCCGAUUCGAAUGGCGCUGAAUCGGUGCCCAAAUUUGCCAGUAAUGCUACGGCUCAGGAAAUCAGAGAUCGUGUUACCCGUGUGGUAUUAUUGUGGGUAAAUAAUCAUUUUACCGAUUUUGAGGCUGAUCAUGAAAUGAUGGAAUUUUUGGAAAUAUUUGAGGCUGGUCUAGAACGCAAGAAAUUGUUGAGCCAAUUACGUUUACUGCACAUAGCCUGUGCGGCUAAGGCACGCAUGAGAUCUUGCAUUUUAGCGCGUAGCUCUAGAGAUGAAUCGUUAAAUUUCAAAAUUAUAGGAGGCUAUGAAAUGAGAGGAGCCUGUGUGGCUACAGGCGGUUGUGGCAUUUAUAUAUCACAUGUGGAAAGAGCCUCUAAGGCUCAAGAAGCAGGCUUAAAGCGCGGCGAUCAAAUACACGAAGUUAAUGGCCAAAGUUUUGAACAUGUCACCAGCAAAAGAGCUUUGGAAAUUCUAAUGGGUAGCACCCACUUGAGUAUCACUGUCAAAAGCAAUCUUUUAGGUUUCAAAGAAAUGAUGCAGGCUGUUGAAAUAACCGCCAAUGGGGGUAUAAAUUCUGCCAAUGGCAAUGUGGCGGGCUUGGGUUCUAAAUCCUUAAGAAGUCCUAGACGCAUUUGUGCUAAUGAUGUGGCCAAACUGCAUGGCAGAGCAGACUCAACUACAGAUGAACUAACAGCGGCAGCCGCUAAUCGUGCUCAUAUUGUAAGAUUAAGUUCGGUGGAUAUGCUGUUACACUCUUCGCCAGGUGAAGAUCAAACCGAUAGAGGCGUACAAAGUCCGGGCACACCCAUACAGACACCCUCUUCCGGUAAUAUGGCUUCGAAUUUUAUGAAUAAUCUUUUACAAAGUGUUAAUGCUUCCGGCAAAAAGGAUUCUAAUGGUUUGCAGGGCGAUUCUAAAGGAGGUGGCUUUAUGACUUUGGCCCCUAAGAGAAGGCUGAAGAUAGCUUUGGCCAAAAUGAAUUUGCUGCAUAAAAAUGUGACGGGUCUACAGGCCUCUAAUCUAAAUGAUUCCAGCGAUGCUUUGCUAAAUGUGGGGUGUAAUGAAAAACAGAAGUCAGGCUCUUUAAGCAGUGCUAGUUCUUCUUCGCAUGGACCCGGCAGACUUUAUCAAUCACAAUCAAAUCCUGAUUUAACCUCGCUACAGUAUGAAGAUGCCUCAGCACCCAAUAACAACGUUCUAAAUAUCUGCAAUCCGAGUAAUUACCUCUCGGCCUCUGUGCACCGACCCUCUGCUGUCUCCACCACCGGCAGUUUAGUACCCGAUUAUCCAGAACAUGUACUCAAAGUCUUUAAAGCUGAUCAAACCUGUAAAUAUUUACUAAUUAACAAAGAAACCACUGCCCAUGAGGUGGUUAUGUUGGCUCUACAGGAAUUCGGCAUACACGAUCCCAGUUCGAAUUUCUCCUUGUGUGAGGUUAGUGUAGGUGAAGGCGGUAUGGUAAAACAACGUAGAUUACCCGACCAAUUGCAGAAUUUAGCCGAACGUAUAGGUUUUGCCUCUCGCUAUUAUUUGAAAACCAAUGGCAUAUCUGAAACUUUGGUACCCGAUGAGUUAGCCUUGGAAUUGGUAAGAGAAUCGAAUGUCCAUUUCCUACAACUCAAUGCCUAUGAGUUGGCUAUACAAUUAACGUUGCAAGACUUUAGCAUAUUUCGUCAGAUUGAAUCUACCGAAUAUGUGGAUGAUCUUUUCAAUUUAAAAACCAAAUACGGUGUGCCCAUGUUAAGUAAAUUCUCGGAAUUGGUUAAUCGUGAAAUGUUCUGGGUGGUCACGGAAAUCUGUGGUGAACACAAUAUUGUAAGACGCAUGAAAAUUGUCAAACAAUUUAUAAAAAUUGCCCGCCACUGUAAAGAAUGUCGCAAUUUCAAUUCAAUGUUUGCCAUUAUAUCUGGUCUGGGACAUGCUGCUGUUUCGCGUCUAAGGCAAACCUGGGAGAAAUUACCCUCAAAAUAUCAAAGACUAUUCUCAGAUCUACAAGAUCUUAUGGAUCCCUCACGAAAUAUGUCCAAAUACCGGCAAUUGGUUUCUUCGGAAUUGCUCAAUCAACAUCCGAUUUUACCCUUCUAUCCCAUAGUACGCAAAGAUUUAACCUUUAUACAUUUGGGUAAUGAUACUAUGGUAGAGGAUUUAAUCAAUUUCGAAAAACUACGCAUGAUAGCCAAAGAGGUGCGUCUACUUUCGCACAUGUGUUCUUCUCCCUAUGAUUUACUAGCCAUUCUGGAGCUAAAAGGCCAAUCGCCCUCCAAUGCUAUGUUUUCUUUAAAUCAAAUGUCUACAUCACAGGGAGGUUCCAAUCAGGGACCCACCAUAAUAGCGGCUAAUGCUGGUAAUGCCACCAUUAAGAGAAGAAAAAAAUCAACUGCCGCUCCCAAUCCUAAGAAAAUGUUUGAAGAGGCUCAAAUGGUUAGACGAGUAAAAGCAUAUCUCAAUAAUUUGAAAAUCAUAAACGAUGAAGAUAUUUUACAUAAAUUCUCUCUCGAAUGUGAACCAGCCCAUACUUCCUCUAACUCAACCUCAUCGCAACACGGUGGCAAUUCUUCACGCACUGGAGGAGAUCAAUUAAGCAUUUAUUCUCAUACUUCCAAUUCAUCAUCUGCCCCGAAUUCUUCGUUAUCUUUGAGAAGAAGACAUCCCUCGUCACCUACCCUCUCGACCACCUCCUCUACCUCUUCAACUAGUGACAAUCGUCGCAAUAAUAUGAAUCCAAAUUGUCCAAAAUUUGGCACCGCCUCACCGCAAGCGGUACGUAAGAUAUUAUCCUUAUCGGAAUCUACUAAAAUACGACCUCAUCAACCCUUUCCCAGGCCGGCAGCUACUUUGCCUGGAAACAUACCGCUUCUGGCGCAGCCUCAUCAUUUACACAGUCAUGGUUUUAAUCCAGCAGCUUCGGCAGCGCUGGCGGCGGCCUCAACGCCUACACCAAGUCCUUGCUCGCAUAGACGUCUAGCAUCCGGUAGUAAUUCUAUGCCAGCUUCUAUGAUCCCUCCUCCACGCUCUAUACACGAACGUUCUCAUUCUGAUACUCCAGCUCCACCACCCCCUUUGCCUUCGGUGGAUUUAAAUUUAGAAAGUAGUAGUGUUACCACAUUUCGUGAUUUACCUCUAAGGAAAUCUGUUACCUCUGGAUCGGUAUCGUCCAAUGAUAGUGGACUUUGUUCUUAUGCCCAACAUGAUACUAGCUCUUCAUCAUCUGUCUAUACGGCGGCCGAUUGUCGUUUAUUGCAACAGAUUUCAAAUACGGCUGCAACACGCAAUAUAAAUACUCAAUGUAGUCAAAGAGCUUUAUCACCACAUACCUUACACCCAGCAACAGCAACAACAACAGUAACACAAACUGCAACUAGUAUGAAUGCACUACCACUGCCACAAACACAAUCACAACAACAGCAACAACUACAAUUACCACCACCAACAUUGACCCCUCCACCAUAUCUAAUGCGUGGUCAAAAUUUACAAAUGUUUAUGACAAACGGUGGCACUAAUGCUGUUAAUGGUGGAACACAUGCACCACCGCCACAACUUCUACACAAUAGACCGUUGUCGCCACCAUUACAGCAGCCAAAUAUGCCACCACCUUAUGCCACAGCGGCCGCUAUGUUACAUCAUAAUCAUAGACAUUCCAAUAUGCAUGGUAAGUUUUGAGUGGUUGGAGGACAUAACUUUACCAUUUUUUUCGGGGUAACAGGACAACAGAGUUAUUUGAUGGAAUAUGAAAACAUAAAGAUCAUUAAAAAGGUGCUGCUGGUUGCCCCAUGUGUCCUAUGCCACCACCGAUGAACCAAUAAAUCAAAUUAAUAACAAUUUUUUUUGUUUAUAUAUAAAAUUAAUAUAAAAUGUUAAAGAACAAAAACAAAAUUAUAUGCCAAAUUGAUGUUUUUUUAUUUUAAUGAAACAAAAAAGUUAUAUAUUUAAUUAACAAUUAAGAAAAUGAAAAAAAAAAAAAACAUAAAAUAAGGUUGUGGAGUAAAAUGUUUUCAAACGCAUAAAUUGUAUGAACAUAAUAUUGAAAUGUUAAAUGAAGGAUUAUAGUUUUUUUAUUUAAAUCCAAUCAAUAAAUCUGCAGGCGGACCUUUUUGUCCUCAGACAAUUUUCUAAUUUACUUUAAAUGGAUCUUAUAUUAACUAAUUUUAUACUCUCUACUACACUUAUAGUUAUAUACUACUACUGUUUAUAUUAAGAAUUUAAUUUCUUUUUUUCUUUCUUUUUGGGAUAUUAUUAUGUAAAAUAUUUAAUUACUUUUAUUAGUUUUAAGUUUUAUCUAAAAAAAAUAUAAGAAAACAAGUAAUAUUCAGCCAA